AUUGCGCAAACAUCGAUUACGGAUGUGCGUUAUUAAAAUCUAUCAAUUUUGUUAUCACAUAUCUUGAAUUUCGAAUUUCUCUUGUCAAAAAUUUGAAGUAAGAUGAAGCUUUAAACAUCCAUGUAUCACAACAGACUGAAACCUCAAUCCUAAAUUAUGAAAAAUGUACCCCUCAAAGAUCCCAUUAUUUAAUAGUAACCUCAAACUUGCUGCCGAGCUAAGUAACCUCGGAGGAUACUUUUUUCCGAGAUCUAUUCUGGCAUUUCAGAAAUUACAUCUACUGGAUAAUUUCAGGUUAUUUAAGGAUGUAAGGGACAAAUUGCAGACGAUUUUGACAAAGGAAAAAUUUGCUGGUUUGUUCCGGAAAAAUAGAUAUAUUUUUCCAAGAACGUUUAGAAAACACCAAACUAAUUUCCUGAUAAACCUAUGGACGAAACAGUGCGGAUGUGUACUAGCUCAAAAGAUUGGAAAGAGAUAUCAAAUGUUUAACAUUUAUUCAAAAUUGAGGGAGGAUAAAAGAGUGAGGGAGAUUAUAUCGCGGAUGAAAAUAACUAGCAAGAAAAAAAGCAAAGAAAUCAUGUUAGGUGCCGUCACAUUAGCAGCUUUCGAAUGGGAUAAAUAUCGAAUACCUGAACAAGAUAUGAAAAAUCGUUUGGGUGAUCUUUCAUAUGUUUAUACACUCAGGGACAAAACGCUUUGUCGUAACUGUCACAAAAAAAAUCCAACUGAAAAUUCCGAAAAUAUCUGCCAUUGCGAUGACUUCAAAUCACCUGAUCCUCCUUUGAAGUUCGAUAAUUGGGAAACUUUCAUAGAAAAAAAAGAUUUAGUAGUAUGGAGAAGAUUGCUAGAGUCCGGUCACUAUGAGUAUAAGGUAUAUGGUUCUUAUAAUGACGUAUCGGCUGAAGAAUUUCUUAAUGUUCAAGUUGAUACAACCUAUAGGAGGAUGUGGGAUACAACAGCAAUCGUUUUAGAUGUUGUGGAGAAAGAUCCUGAUCCUAAGAAUAAUAGUGAAGUCAUAUAUUGGGAAAUGCUUUGGCCAAUGAUGUUUGCUAAUCGUGAUUAUGUGUUCAUUCGUCGUUACUUAGUUGACUAUAAAACGAAUUCCAUCAUCAUGGCAAAUAGAAGUAUAAUGCAUCCAAAGUAUCCAGAUAAGCAGGAUAAGUUCAGGGUGAAAGAUUACUGGUCCUAUAUGGUAAUAAAACCUUAUACAGAACUGAACAAACAUGGUAUUGAGUUCGUUUUAACUUAUUAUGAUAAUCCUGGUGUUAGUAUUCCAUCAAAAGUUACCACUUGGGUUGCUAUGAGGGCCAUGCCUGAUUUCUUAGAGAGACUUAGAGAUGCUGCCAAAAAGUACAAAGCUUAUUGCAAACAAUACGGUGUACAGUGUAUAUGUCUCUUAAAAGAGAGAGAUACAAGUGAAGUUGAACCCCAUGAAGACAAUUUAUACUAUUUUCUUGAUUCUGAGGAAGAUUUAAUAACAGAUAACACAAUAUCUGAACCACAACAUAAUCUGAAAAAGAGAUUUUACAAGAGACCAAAUUCUGAACCACCUAAACCUCCGAACAAAUCCCCUAAAAACGAAACUGAAACUAGAAAACAAUCAGAAUCUGCACCGCCAACAAAUUCCAUAAUUCAAAGGGGCACAAAGAAUUUCUGGAAAUAUCUCCAUCCUUCCUACUAUAUAAGUUGAUGAAAGAGAAUGAUGUAUAAGAAAGUAGCUUUCAUCUUGUAUCGAGAACAAAAAAAUCUGUAUAUAUUUGAUAA
Molecule: messenger RNA, 1764 nt
Organism: Coccinella septempunctata (seven-spotted ladybird)
Lineage: Eukaryota; Metazoa; Arthropoda; Insecta; Coleoptera; Coccinellidae
Product: stAR-related lipid transfer protein 7, mitochondrial-like
Exons: 2
Coding region: 164-1690 (508 amino acids)
Molecular function (GO): lipid binding
Source: RefSeq, a predicted model, not a curated record